GAGACCGACUGACUCACGGAGCUUCUCCCCGCCGCUCUCCGCCACCAGACCCGCCUCAGUGCGCUCAGCUCCGGCCGGCUGGACGCCUCGGUCUCCGCUGUGGGUUCGGUGCUCCGGUCCGGUCCGUCCAGGAAGGCUUUCUACCGGCGUCAAGUUGACAUCUGCACCGGGAACUUUAACGGCUUUAACGGAGGAAACCGGAGAGUCACAGCGCAGGAACUCGUCUGAUCUUCUUCUUCUACUCUCCAUCUACCCUUUGUCUCUUCGUCCUGACUUCAUCCUCCAGCCGCAGACGUUAGUGGAACGUUUCAAUCCCGUCUGAUAUUCAGGUUAAUCUGAUUAUGAAGAUUUCCUCUGAGGUGUCUCUUUGUCAAUGACCGCCAAGAUGGACACUCCUUUCUACCACGAUGACUCCCCUGCUGUCCCCGGCUUCAACCAGAUUGCGGAAUUCGAGCGUUACCCAGGAAACAAGAUGCUGAUGAGUAAGAAGGCCAUGUCAGUGGUGGGCAGUCAUCACUUCCACGGCAGCGGUGCAGCAGGAGGAAGAGGCGGGAACCACAACAACCUGGGCCUGGCUGGGAACAGUUCCCUGAUGGCGUCGGCAGCGUCUUCUGCAGGUUCCUCGGCGGAUAUGAACCUCCUGAAGCUGGCGUCUCCAGACCUGGAGCACCUGAUCAUCCAAUCCAACCAGGGCCUGGUCACCACAAGCCCAGUGUCCAACUCCGGCAAUCCCUUCAUCUACCGAGGCCAGGCUACCAACGAGCAAGAAGGAUUCGCUGACGGCUUCGUGCAAGCCCUUGCCGACCUCCACAAGCAAAACCAGCUGGUGGGAGGUGGACCAAUGUCCCCAUCCUCGUCCUCCAAUGUCUCCCUGCAGGCAUCCUACCAGAGGAGCCUGAUGUCCGGUGGAGAUAUGCCCGUCUACACCAACCUCAACAGCUAUAACUCGGGCCAAAUGCCUUUCUCCGGGGGGCAGAUGGCUUAUGGCGGAGGUUCGGGUCAUGGUGGAGGUCCUCAGCCGCACCCUCGAGGCCUGGACGCCCCUCAGACAGUCCCAGAGGUUCCUCACCCGCCAGGGGACCCCACAUCACCACCGUCCCUCUCCCCAAUCGACCUGGAGACGCAGGAAAGAAUUAAAGCAGAACGUAAGAAGCUCCGCAAUCGCAUCGCCGCGUCCAAAUGCCGCAAGCGGAAGCUGGAGCGAAUCUCUCGGCUGGAGGAGAAGGUGAAGGUCCUGAAGAGCCAGAACUCGGACCUGGCCUCCACUGCCACCAUGCUGAGGGAGCAGGUUGCUCAGCUCAAACAGAAGGUCAUGAGUCACGUCACCAACGGCUGCCAGAUUGCCGUCGGGUCGACAGCUGCUGCCAAGUCUGGAGGAGGAGGAGGCGGCCGUCGUAGUGAAGACUCCAGUUGCUGAGGAGGAUAAACAUCUGGAGAAGAUCGGCUGGCGGUUUAAGAUUUUUGGCAUUUUGCUCGGGUUCUCGGUUGGAGCGAGCGGAGAACGAGCAGCUUGGUGUCAACGGCACCUCAACAGCACAGAUGGAUGUUUAACGUUCACCUGACACCACUGUCAAUCAUCCAGCCAAAGGGGGUGGAGCUAAAAGGAUGCAGGAGACAGGGGGAGGGGCGUCUCCCUGGACGUGGACGUACUUUAAAUCUGGAUGAUUUGGGAUUUUGACAGUGAAUUUUAAAGAUCAGAUGGCAGAUUUCUAGACUCAUCCAUAUGUCUGAGGCAACAUGAUGCAUUUAUUUAUGAGGUGGGAUGAAUUUCCUGCCAAGAUUUCCAAGAUUCUGCUACAAAAUAUGUUGUUCACUUUAAAACACUCAUGACUCUAUUAUCAUCAGAAGACAACAAAACUUUUUACCCACCUCCGAUUCUUUUCAUUCAAAAUAUAUUUAAGAUUUUAGUGUUUGAAAUAAAUUAAAUCUGUCAAAAUGAACAUUUUCAAGAGGAUUGCUGAUGUGAUUUCUGCAGAACACAUUGCCAAGUAAUCAGAUUACAUUACUUGUGUUUUCAAGGAUUCAUUCCUUAUGUUCCUUUUGUAAUCUGAUUACUCUGAUCUAAUCUCUUUCACUACAGUUUGACUGAAUGCAGCUGCUUUACAACUAAACAUCUUAACUUUGACAACUCGUUUUUUUUAUGUUAACAGUAAUAAACGCACGUAAUCAGAUUACUGUAAAAAAAAAGAUUACUCUAAUCUCUUUACAUGGUUGUAACUAAACAUCAGCUCUGUUAACUUGGUCACUGUUUUGGCUGGGAGUUUUUAAAGCCACGUUUUGAUGGAGAAAUCGUUGUUUUUAGUGGAAACUUUCUUCACCGUUUGGGUUUUUCCGAAUUACAACUGAAGGAAAAGUUCAGUCUAAGAACUGCCAGCACAUAAAAAAUAAGACUCGUGUUUGUUUUUUCUGUUUUCAACACACACAAAAAUUUCAAUUCUUAAGGAUUUUAUUCUCUUGGUUUUAACAUUUUUCGAUUCUUAAUAUUUUUGGGUUCAUUCUGGUGUUUCUGACUGAUUGUUUCUGCAGCAAGAGAAAAAUAUAUAAGAGAAGACGAAAAAGUCAGAUUGUUAUUGUAAACAUCAAUGGCUUCAUAUCUGUUUUAUUCUCAAUAAUAAUAUUGUGCAAUUAAGAUAUGACUGUUGAAUAAUAUUCAUUAUUCGGAUGUUGUUAUUCUUUUAGCUUUUCUACACUGUAUGAAAAAAAGAUUUCAUUUAUGUGAAUUAAUUUGUUUGGAAGCCAAUUCCUGCCAGGAAAAUGAGUUAAAUUUGAGAAAUAAUGUCAGAAUCUUGACUUUGCACUGCAUAAUCUGACCUCAAUCUGUUAUUUGGACUUUUUUUUAUCUUCAACAUUUCAUCAGUUUCUAGUGGGUCUCUGCAGGUUAAAAACUUUCCAAAAGACAGAAACAUGAAUCGGAUGCUGGUUCUGGUUUAUCAGAAAGGGAUUUUAAGAACAUUUUUGAGGAAAAAAAGCCUGCUUGCCAAGUAAAUACAUAAUAAUCUCAAUGUUUCAUGUGCUUUAGGAAGAAAACACCUUUAAGAUCCAUCUUCAGAUUAAAUGACUUGAUAAUUUUUUAUGUGUACAAAAAAGUCCAACUUCAGAAAAGAGACUGAAGUUAACGUUCAAUCUGCAUCCUGAUGUAAAAUAUAAUGUAAAGACUGUGUGGCCCUUGACAAUGUUGUAGAAGUCCCUGAGUGUUUUCCAAAGGACCCUAAGGGGCUCUCUGAGGUCUUCAAGGAUGUUGCCAGGUCCUUCUCAGCACCACACAGGUCCUCCAGAGUGUUCGAAAGGACAACAAGGACACGGCACAGGUCCUUAAGGAUGUUGUAGAGGUCCACGAGGACACUAUGCAGGUCAUGUCCUUAAGGAUAUUGUGAAGGUUUUUGACGGCACUGUACAGGUCUCUAAGGAUGUUUCAGAGGUCCUUGAGGACACUAUACAGAUCCUUAAGGAAGUUGUAGAACUCCUUGAAGACACUGUAUGGGACCUUAAAGAUGUACAGGCCUUUGAGGACACAUACAGGUCCUGUCCUUAAGGAAGUUGUGGAAGUCCUUGAUGACACGAUACAGGCCCUUAAAGAUGUAGAGGUUUUUCAGGACACAGUACAGGUUCUUGAUGGUGCUGUACAGGUCCCUGAUUACACAUAUAGGGCCUGUCCUUAAGGAUAUUGAAGAGGUCUUUGAGGACACUACACAGGUUCUUGAAGACACCGUACAGUUCCUUGACGAGAGUAUACAGACCUUUAGGACUUGGUAGAGGUCCUUGAUGACUUGGUAUAGUUCCAGGGGAUUGUAAAGAUCUUCAAAGCCCCUUUGGUCCUUGGGAGGCCGGAUGAGAUCCUUAUGGGGUUGUAAAGGUGCUUGGUUGUAUCACAGAGGACUUUAGGGGACUAUCUGGGGUCCUUGAAGACGCUGUAGAUCCUUGAGGAUGUUUUUAAGGUCCUUGAGUGAGCUGACUGCUAACACAGGCUGAACCAUCACUACUGUUGCCAUGGUUACCUGCAGUUGAAUAUAUUCAGAGGUGUGAUUUUGAGCUGCAGUUCAAAGUUUCAAGUUUUUUGACUCUAUCAGCUGAUCCUCUGUCGCCACGUCGUCAUAUUUCAGGUUGUUUCUGCUUGAUUACUCGACGUUGUUCAGAUUUAUAAAUGAAAAUACAACAAACUGAGCUUUUAUUAUUUCACCGAACCGUCCUGUUUCUGUGGAGCUGAUUGAUAUUUUCUCAUGUUUUCAGGAUAAUGAACAGUUUCUAUUUUAAACCCCUGUUUUUUACUGACAUUAGCGUCCAGUCGGCGGCUGACGGAAAAACAUGCAAAGAAAGAUAUGAAUCAGAAGAAAAAAUAAACACAGCAAAAAAAGAAGAAGGUUUUAACUGCAGUUUUGUGUUUUUUUGGUUUGUUUGACAUUUCAGAAACUUUAAAAAAAAAAAAAAAAACACUGUUGGGAAGCAAAAUAUUUAUUUUUUUGAACUUGAACGAGGCUUUUGUCGCCUCCGAUGAGUCUAUUUUUGUACAAAUGUAUAGAAGUCGUUGUUAUUAAUCUACUGAAAUGUGUGUGUUCGAUCUGUUGGGUUUGUUCAGACACUUCCUGUCUAUUUAUUAUGAAAAUCUUCUGUUUACUUCCUUCGCUCUGUUCUGCUGUGUUCACAUGUUUGUGUCAAUAUACCAGUGAUGAAACGCUCA
Amphiprion ocellaris (clown anemonefish) is the source of this 4675-nucleotide messenger RNA. It is a transcript of the gene june, whose product is annotated as JunE proto-oncogene, AP-1 transcription factor subunit. The transcript has 2 exons. Gene Ontology annotation, biological process: regulation of cell population proliferation; regulation of cell cycle; regulation of transcription by RNA polymerase II. Gene Ontology annotation, molecular function: RNA polymerase II cis-regulatory region sequence-specific DNA binding; transcription factor binding; DNA-binding transcription factor activity, RNA polymerase II-specific. Gene Ontology annotation, cellular component: transcription regulator complex. The record is from RefSeq and is a predicted model, not a curated record. NCBI's taxonomy places the organism in Eukaryota, Metazoa, Chordata, Actinopteri, Pomacentridae. The coding region runs from base 374 to 1417 and encodes 347 amino acids.